AAAUUUCUCCUCAUCCUCACUGCCCUUUUCCAGUCGUAAAAAUGGCCGACGAUUCAUCCAAAUCAUCGACAGACCCCUCCGCUGCCGUCGGUCCCUUGAAAGAAGCGAACAAACUCCUCCCCGAAGAAACAGAACUCGACCAAGAUGGCUUUCACAACGAUCACCAAGACCACCUGGACAUGCAGCGCCUGGGCAAGAAACAGCAGUUCAAACGAACGUUUUCGCUGUGGUCGUCAAUUGGUUUUGUAGCUAUUUACAUGGCGACGUGGGAAUUUGUGCUGAUUUCCCUUGCGCCGGGUUUCACGAACGGUGGAUAUGCUGGUGUUUUCUGGUGUUUUGUUACCACGACUAUUGCGUACUCUGCCGUUGUUGCGAGUUUGGCGGAGAUGGCUUCUAUGGCGCCUACUUCGGGUGGGCAGUAUCAUUGGGUUAGCGAGUUUUCACCGCCAAAGUAUCAGAAGGUUCUCUCGUAUGCUUCAGGCUGGAUGACGACGCUGGGUUGGCUGGCUAGUUUUGCGAGUAGUUGCUACACUAUCGCUUUUCAGGUGCAGGCUUGUAUCAACGUUACGAAGCCUGAUUUUGCAUUUACAACGUGGCAGAUUGCGUUGAUCAUGUGGGCUGUUAUCAUUGUUACCAUCGCCUUCAACACCUGGGGUACUGCUUUCUUCCCUCAGCUCGAGACAGCGAGUUUGAUUGGCCAUCUUCUGGGAUUUUUCGCGGUCAUGAUACCUCUUUGGGUUCUUUGCGACAAGAAUGAUGCGCACGACGUAUUUUUGCAGUUUACUGACCAGAGCGGGUGGGAUAACAUGGGCUUUGCCUAUAUAUCAUCUCAGAUCUACGUUCUCUGGUGUUGUUUCGGUUCGGACAGUAUUGUCCAUCUAUCAGAAGAGGUCAAGAAUGCCUCAAUCGUUGUGCCACGUGCUAUUUGGUGGUCAUAUGUCGGAAACAUCUUCUUCGGCUUCAUCAUGCUCAUCACCAUGCUCUUCUGCAUUGGUCCUCUUGAUUCCAUCAUUGAGGCAGACUGGCCAUUUAUCGCCCUCUUCGAUCGCACUGGAUCUCAAGCUCUGAACUUGUUCUUCAAUGUCAUCUUGUGGCUUUUGGUCUACCUUGGCAACAUCACGACUCUUGCGACCUGUGCUCGUGAGACAUGGGCGUUUGCGAGAGAUAAGGGUCUCCCAGGUUCUCAGUGGAUUGGACACAUGGACAAGAAAUGGCACAUGCCGUUCAACGCAGUCUACCUAAUGUCCAUUGGCGCCGCCCUCCUCAGUCUCAUCCAGAUCGGCUCCGACGUUGCCUUCACCGUUCUCGUUUCACUAUCUACACUCGGAAUCAUGAGUACUUACCUUCUUAGUAUUGGUUGCGUACUACUUAAGCGUAUCCGAGGCGAGCGGCUUCCUUCGGCUCGCUGGAGUCUGGGUCGCUUUGGACUGGCCAUUAAUGCGUUUUCUGUGCUUUACAGCUUGUUCAUUGUCAUUCUCUGCUGUUUUCCACUGACCCUACCUGUUGACACAGCUUCAGCGAAUUGGGCGCCUUUGAUAUGGGCUGGUGUUAUUAUCAUUGCUGCCAUUGCGUAUGUGACACACGGAAGAAGGGCAUAUACACCCCCAGUGAGCUUUGUGGAGGGCUUCAAGUUGCAGGGUGUUGGUUUGCAGCAGUCCUCGUAAGAAAAGACGAACUGUUAUUAUAGCUAGUGUCUGGAGCUUUCACUCUCUUGA
Molecule: messenger RNA, 1715 nt
Organism: Fusarium odoratissimum NRRL 54006
Lineage: Eukaryota; Fungi; Ascomycota; Sordariomycetes; Hypocreales; Nectriaceae
Exons: 2
Coding region: 42-1664 (540 amino acids)
Biological process (GO): transmembrane transport
Cellular component (GO): membrane
Molecular function (GO): transmembrane transporter activity
Source: RefSeq, a predicted model, not a curated record